GGAUUCUUUAAGAGAAGCAUCUCCAAGCAUGAGACUUUCAAAUGUUACUUUGGUGGAUCAUGUGACAUAAACCCCAAAACUCGCAGCCAGUGUAAAGCAUGUCGUUUCAAAAGAUGCAUGGACACAGGAAUGUCAAUAGAUGGUGUGCGAAUGGGACGGAUUCCAAAAGUCGAGAAAGAUAAAGUUUUAGAAGCUUUUCAUGAUGGUGGGUCACACUAUAGUAACCACGAGCUCGUUGUUCAGCAGACGGACGGUGGCAACUAUAGGUUUGACCUCAAUAAAACAGUAACAGCUAGUAAAACAACAAAUACAUCAUCAAAUGAAUCACCCUCAUGUUCUUUGACACCAGUUACAUCAGUUUCAGCAGGGAAUGACGUAGGUUAUGGCACACAAUCUUGCGGUGAUGUCAUUGUUAAUGAAACUAACGUAAUCCCUGCAUCUCUUAUUGACAAGACUGACGACUUUUGUAACAAUAUAGAAGGAUUAAAAGAACAACCUGUUCAAAAUUUAUCUUCUCAAGCUAUAAACAAAGACGCCGUAUUUGAUAAUAUUAAAAGCAUACCUCUAGAAGACACGGUAGACACACCAGCAAUGUUUAAGACGGAUGGGAACAACACAUUCAAUCGAUAUUUCCCUGGUAACCAAACGUCAAUUAGUACCCUUAUUGAUAACGUGCCGAGUGAAAGAUGUGAAAAUCCUUUUAAUGAUAAAUACCACAAUGUUAGUUUUGGCAAAAACAAUCAACACCAACAUAGAAACUCGAAUGUUUCUCAGCAGAUGUUAAAUGAUCAGAGAUUUGUACAAAAUAUGAAUGAAUCAUUCAAUAACUUUUUCAUUCUCAGAAAGUGCGAUGAAUCCUUUUAA
Messenger RNA from Ruditapes philippinarum (Manila clam), 864 nucleotides. Its product is annotated as thyroid hormone receptor alpha-like. Gene Ontology annotation, molecular function: zinc ion binding; RNA polymerase II cis-regulatory region sequence-specific DNA binding; nuclear receptor activity. The transcript has 2 exons. The record is from RefSeq and is a predicted model, not a curated record. Gene Ontology annotation, biological process: positive regulation of transcription by RNA polymerase II; cell differentiation; negative regulation of transcription by RNA polymerase II. The annotation marks the transcript as partial. Lineage: Eukaryota; Metazoa; Mollusca; Bivalvia; Venerida; Veneridae.